Hirundo rustica (Barn swallow) is the source of this 4838-nucleotide messenger RNA. It is a transcript of the gene SLC25A36, whose product is annotated as solute carrier family 25 member 36. Bases 105 to 1046 code for a protein of 313 amino acids. The record is from RefSeq and is a predicted model, not a curated record. Gene Ontology annotation, cellular component: mitochondrion. NCBI's taxonomy places the organism in Eukaryota, Metazoa, Chordata, Aves, Passeriformes, Hirundinidae. Gene Ontology annotation, biological process: pyrimidine nucleotide import into mitochondrion. The transcript is spliced from 7 exons. Gene Ontology annotation, molecular function: pyrimidine nucleotide transmembrane transporter activity.
CGGCCCGCCCGUAUUUAUGCUGAGCUCUGCCAGGCGCGGCGCCGUGAGUGUGGGGCGGAAGCGCCCGGCGCCUCCUUCCUCCCGCCCGGGUGCAGGCGACGAGGAUGAGCCAAAGAGACACUCUGGUGCAUCUCUUUGCCGGCGGAUGUGGAGGUACUGUUGGUGCAAUUCUAACAUGUCCGCUGGAAGUUGUAAAAACACGACUGCAGUCCUCCUCUGUGACUCUCUACAUCUCUGAAGUUCAUCUCAACACCGUGAAUGGUGCCACUGUCAACCGAGUAACCAGAGUUUCUCCUGGACCUCUCCAUUGUCUGAAGAUGAUCUUGCAAAAUGAGGGCCCUCGUUCUCUGUUCAGAGGGCUGGGUCCUAAUUUAGUUGGUGUUGCUCCUUCCAGAGCAAUAUAUUUUGCUGCUUACUCAAAUUGCAAGGAAAAGUUGAACAAUAUUUUCAGUCCGGAUUCUACCCAGGUACACAUGAUUUCAGCUGGUGUGGCAGGCUUUACUGCGAUCACAACAACUAAUCCCAUUUGGUUGGUAAAGACACGAUUACAGCUUGAUGCAAGGAAUCGUGGAGAAAAGCGAAUGAGCGCUUUUGAGUGUGUCCGCAAAGUUUAUCGCUUGGAUGGUUUUAAAGGCUUUUACCGGGGAAUGUCCGCAUCCUAUGCAGGCAUAUCUGAGACUGUUAUUCACUUUGUCAUUUAUGAGAGUAUUAAGAAAAAAUUACUGGAGUAUAAGACUGCUUCUGCCAUGGACAAUGAGGAUGAAUCAGCAAAAGAAGCAUCGGACUUUGUUCGAAUGAUGAUGGCUGCUGCCACUUCCAAAACGUGUGCAACAUCAAUAGCCUAUCCCCACGAGGUUGUACGAACAAGACUAAGAGAAGAGGGAACAAAAUACAGAUCUUUCUUCCAGACACUCUCUUUGCUUGUGCGAGAGGAGGGGUAUGGCUCCCUGUACCGAGGUUUAACUACACACCUGAUCAGACAGAUUCCAAACACGGCUAUCAUGAUGUCCACCUAUGAAGUUGUAGUCUACUUACUUGAUGGAUAGCAGUGUGACAAGGUGGAAGAAGGUGGAAGAUGGAAGGACUGGAGUGGGCCACUGAAUGUCAUUGCCAAUGUGGUGGGCAAAAGGAACGUUGGAUCAGGAACAAGCAGCUGUGGACAAAACAGAAGGUUGAUUGUGGGCAACUCUGAAUAAUUUUGCUGCCUUUAUUGUGUGGUCUCAUGUCAAUGUGACAAAUGGGAACUGCCCCUUAGGGAAUGCCUUCAUACAUCUCUUAAUUCAGAAUUACUCUUUUCUUUUCAUCUGUUAAUCUAGACAAAGCCGUUGAGUCAUCUUCAGAGACCCAAUGGAUGAGGGAGGGGACAUGAAAUAUGUUCCUGGGCAGUUCCUUCUCUUAGUGACUGCUCUCAACUACAUAAUUUUUUUUCUGUUUUACUACAUAGUUACCUGUUGAAGGAAUGGGCAAGACAGUACUUUUAUAGCUUUCUAUACCUGAAACUUCCAUUUAGUUGCUCUGAAGAGUCAUAAAGAGACUGAGGUAGUGGUAAGUGUGUAAAGUUUUCCAUGUUGCUACCUCAAGACAAAAUAUGGUGCAGGGACCUAGAACAGUUAUUUCUUCACUACAAAAGAUGAUACCUGUUGUAGCUUUUUGGUUUUGAAUGUUUGCUUUUUUUCCUUGACAUUUGAGCAGUGUUGUAGGUUAGUGAGGAAGGGUCUGAUUAUUCAACUCUUCAGGUUAUCAGUCUGUUAAUUUGGUGUAUGUGGACUUCUGGUCCUGCUGCCUCAUCCUUUUUCUUUUCUGGAACUUUUCUUAAGUGAGAGAGGCCUAUGAAACAUUGUCUUGUAUCAUCACUUUUCCUUGCCAACCUGUUCAGGUCACUCACACAGCUAAGGAAGAAGUUGGUGAAUGCUACUUUAUAGCUUUUUAAGGAUUUGUAAUGUGAUGAGAAAUCUCAACUAGUCCAGUCUCCCAUUUGUGAAGACAGGAUUGACUCAGUUUCAUGCUGCCUAAGCACAAGCUGUAUUACCUUUAAGUAUCUGGCAAAUCCUGCCCUGGAUUACGAGUAUUUAUAUGGGAGUACUGGAGAACACAUAUCACUGUGGCUAGGGUAACCAGAAAGCCAAAACCAGUAGAAGUUGUGGUAGAUCUUGUCAGUGCAGACAGGCUCUGUGCAGAAGGAUGGAGAAACUGUAAAUGAUAUCUUCUUGAAAGCAUUCCCCCUGAUAGUUGCUGUAGCACUUCUAUCAGCUUGAGCCUGUGUACUGAGCUAUAACCUUGUCCUCCACAUUGUCUGAUUAUUCAGGCAUUGGUUUUGUUCUGUAAGCCAAUUGCAAAGUAAUGCCUUGCAUUCAGCAGUGAGGUUUAGCUGGUUUAUUCUGUCAUAAUUUACAGAAUUUUCCAAAAUCAUAUAACUGGAGCAUCAAGCAGUUUAAGAUUACAGGGAGUUUUACAGCUUUCCAGACAGGUAUCUUCUCAGUCUGCAUCUAUCAUCCUUAUGAGGAAGAUGAUCGCUUAGAAAUUGGGGUCAAUAGCUUUCUCCAUAUAAAUGCUGCUACACUGGCAUGGACAGAACUGUGCUGUCAGCUCUUCCAGUGUGGUACUUCAGUACACUUGAACUGUGCAUCACGUGCAAUGGCUUUAUUUUAAGAAUGACUUCUUAUGCACUUUGUGGCCUUCUUAGGGCUUAGGACUCUUCUUCCUCUUACUGAUUAGCUGGAAUCAAACCAUGUUUGAAGCAUGCAGUUUGGUUUUAAACAAAGCAGAUGGUUUGAUUUCUGCGUAAGCCGUGCAGGAGUUUUUUGCUGUAAAUCCAUAUCAUCUCUGUGGCAGUGGUUCUGUAGGCUCUAUGUAAAACCUCUGUUUGCAGAACAAUCAGUCUGGUUUUUUCUUGUUUGCUUCCAUUUAUUUUAACCCUUGUCAUGUUCUCCACACUAUGUCAAAGUAUUUGAGGAUUUCAUGUAAUUCUCUGUAUUAAUUUGCUCAUCUUCUAAAAGCCACCCAUAGUAAGUACAUUGACCUUGCAGUGCUGUAUUGACUUCCCUGCUUGGAAAAUGUUUCCUUUUUAAAGACAUAGCAUGGUCUGAAGGGUGACCAUGGUGAACUUGAUUGUCUCAAAGAAGUGGAAGGAGUGCUUAAAUGGGUUUUAAAGUGAGCUUUUUGAUGUCUCUCUAGGAAAAGGCUGACCUAUGACUUGAUGUGAUGCUUUUGUUAAGAUAAGUAAAUGCUGGAAUAGUGACUUGCUGUAAUUUUUGUGAUAUAGAAAGUGGGUCACUCUUCAGGUUAUCUAGAUUACUCAGUCAUAGCCAAAACUUAAAUUGGCAAAGACCAUACUCAGCUAUGGAGUUCAUGAAUACAGUGAACACUUGGAGUAGCCAAGGCUUCAAGAGAGUUUCUCUCUUCUGUUUGGACACGUUGUCCCUUAGUUCUGUGUUUGUCUCCCAGUUGUGGGUAUUCCCUGGCUACUGUGUGUGUGCCUUCUCUGGGUAAGAGCAGAGCCCCUUGGGUUAAUUAUUAGGACAUGUUAAAGAGUAUAGUAGAAUAUGGGAGAUAAAAGCUAAAAGCAGACAAUCAGCUUAUUACUCCACUUCUUCAAAGGGUGUUCCAGCUUUGUUUUAAACUUCAGGGGUGAUCGUUUUGGCUUCCUUUGCAUAACCAAACAUAACCCCAAAAUUUCUUGGGAUUUUUCAUUAUUUUUAAACUACAAAUACCUGCAAAAUUACCUCUGAUAUAUUUCCCAAAGAUCUUUAAAUUAUUUACAUAGUUUUCUUGGUAUUUAUUAUAAAAACACAAGAGGAAUAACAAGUUGCUUCAUUCAAUAAAAUCUUUAACUACAGAGCUGAAAGCGGUGCAUUUAAACUUGGUCAUCUCGGUUUGCAUUUGGAUGUCAGGUAUUUACAUCCCUCGCGCGUGCUGGAGGAAAGGCUGUGUGAAGCGCUGCGGGCAGCGAGCUGAUCUCUGCUCGUUUCCCGGCUGCGCUCAGAGCCGAGGGCGGCAGGCGGCGCUCCCUCCGCGGGAAUCCCGGCAGGGAGAGCGGAGCCGAGCGCUCGGGAACGCGGCCCGGAGCCCCUGCUGGCCCUGCAGGGCCGUGUGGGCACGGCCCGCUGCAGCACGGCCCCUUGGAGGUGGGCUUACGCGGGAGAGCUGUGGAAUUGUUUGGUUGUCGUAACUGAGACAUCGCCUGUGCGCUUACCCGUUAACACUGCCCCUGUCUCGUUUACAUAACGCACUCCGCGUCUUCCCUUUUCGUUGAGGUGUUCAUGACAGUGGAUCGUUUGUUUAAUGACAGUUUCUGCUAGUCAGUUUUUUCUUAAGACAGCUACAACAUUCCUCAGACUGCAGCAUUGUAAAAGAAUGCUUCCAGGGACAAGAGUGGAGAGCCUUUAUAAAUGUUGCUUCCUGUUUAAACUGUUCAGAUUUGGAAAACAAACUGAAUGCUGAAGUGUGCCUAGGUAAAUUACUACUUUUUUCAACUUUGUCUGUUAAAACAGUUAUGUAAGGGUUUUUUUUUUUUGUUCUUCUAUUUAAGAGUCUGCCUACCCUGCAUAUGUGAACAUAACUAUGCCCUCAGAGUUAUAGCUAAACACUCACAGAAGACAGAUUGAGAGUAUUUCAGUACUCAUGUGAGGUUUGCUAUUAUUCUUGCAUACAUGUCGUUGGCUGUAAACUAUGUGCAUUUACUCUGUAUUUAUAUAGUUAACUUUUUGUUUGGAUUGCUUUAAACUUCAAAGCAAAUUAAAAUUAUGUGCUUCUAUUCAAAUGUUGCCUGCUGUGCUAAACUGUACACUGUUUUUAACCUUAUAAUUUUUCUAUUAUUGAUACAUACCAGUGCCUGCAGA